AUGUUUAAACAAAUAUUUAAUCAAUCUAAUCAGAUCAUUUUAUCUAAUUUAUCUUCAAAUUUUAAGUUUAAAAAACGAAUUUCAACUAAUUAUUUAUUCAAAAAUUCUUCGUUUAAUUACGUUACUACUAGAAACUUUACUGAUAAAAAUAUUAUUUAUAAUCAGAAUCUUUAUUUAUUUUCUAAAUUACAAAUAAAUGGUAACGGUCUUUCACGAAAGAAUACAAAAGGAAUUCGUUUUCAAAGUACGACCGUUAAUCAACAACCACAAUCAUUAGAAACAAAUGCAUUAGGAAUGAUACUAGAUCAAAAUAAUGAAUCAUUAUUAUUAAAAGAUCAAGAUAUGAAUAAUGAUAAUGUAUUGGAUUCAAAUAGUAAAAUAUUUGAGAAAUCGAAUUUUAUCGCUAACGAAUUAUCUAAAAAUGAAAAGGAAAUGUCGGAUGAAAUGAAUCUGAUGGAGAAAGAUAAUUUGAAUACUUUGGAUAAGAAUCAACAAAUUUUAAUAAAAUCUAUGUCAUUUGCUAAUGAGGAAACAUCUCUAGAGACAUUAAAUUAUGACAAUGAAAUAAGAGAUGCCCCACUAAAAACUGAUGUUUUAAUUUCACAAGUUCCAGAACCCUUUUCUGAUAAGGAAGCAUCUUUUGAUAGUAGUGGUUCAUUAGAAAAAAACAAGGACGCAAAAAAAGAUGUAGAAAUUGAUAUUUCAACUUCAAAUAUCAAAGAACAAGUACAUCAUCCAAUUAUUCAACUUGAAGGAAGGAACAUUGAUGAUUUAUGGAAUGAUUAUAAAAAUCUCACUCAAGAACAAUUUAAGACUUUGACAGUAAAAGAUUUCAAUCUUAUUAUUGAAACGUUCAGAAAAUUCUUAAAAGAUUCUGAUUUUUCUGAUAAGUCUGAUAAAUCUUUAGUUUAUAACAAAAUCAUAUCAAUAUUUGAAGAUCUUGAAGGGAAAGCAAAGUUGACACCUGAUGUUUCCACUUACAACAUAUUUAUGUCCACGGCUUUAAAUUUGGGUGAUUUAUCAAAUUUACGUAAUUUAUUCAAAGUUAUGAAGAGUCGAGGAAUUCAACCAAAUACAGUUUCAUAUAAUAUCAUGAUGUCAGGAUUCGCUAAAUUAGGUUCACGUCAAAAUAUAUACUCGUUACAUAAAGAAAUGAUUAAUUUGGGAAUCAAAAGUAGUAUAGUUACUUACACGAUACUACUUGCUGCACGCGCUAAGGAUAAACACUUUUUAGACGCUUUAAGAUAUUAUAGAAUGAUGUUAGAAGAAGAUAUAAAACCGGAUGUUCAGAUUUAUAAUGUAUUAUUAAAUGUUUUAAUGUAUGAUUCUGAUGGGCAUCAAAUUAUUAAAAUUUAUGAAGAAAUGAAAUCAAGAGGAAUCAAACCAACAGUCUUAACAUAUAAUAGUCUUAUUAGAGCAAUGAUUUUACGUGAUGAAAAGGAACGCGCGAAGGAAUUUUUUCGUGAGAUGGAAUCUGAAGGAAUCAAACCCAAUGUUUUAAUCCUUGAUUCUUUGGGGAUCACCGGAUUAGACGCUAUUCAAAAAUUACAAGAUUCGAACGGUGUAAAUUUAAAUUUAUUAGAUUAUAAUACACUUUUACGUGGAUGUUUGAAAAAAUCUGAAUAUGAUGACGCGAUCAAAAUUUUUAAUAUUAUGCAAGAAAAUGAAGUUUAUCCAAGUCUUGCAACUUAUACUAUUCUAACAGGUGCCUAUUUACAAAAUAAUGAAAUCGAAAAGGCUAUAGAAUUAUUUAACAGGAUGAAAAAUGAUAAUGUAUCUCCGGAUUCACAAAUUUAUACUUUUAUGAUCGAUUCUCUAUUGAUACAUAAAAAUAUUGAUGAAACGUACAAAUUAUUAUCAGAAAUAACAAAUUCGGAAAAUGAAAUAAAGUUUAAAAAGUCAGAAGUUAUUCGACUUCUUGAUUCGGCUUCAAAAUUAGAAGAUAGUAAAGUGAUUGAAGAACUUUUUCAUACGAUAUCCAAAACUGAAUCUCAAUUAUCAAAUGUAGCCUUCGAAAAAAUUCUUUGGCGCGUAGCACAAGAUGAAAAUUAUGAAGAAAAAAUCGAUUAUUAUUUAAAUUAUAUGGAAAAAUGUAAUAUUCCAACUCGAAAUACAAUUUAUGGAUCAAUCAUUGAAGGAUUUAUUCAAAAGGAUGAUGAUAAAAAUUCUAUAUACUGGUAUAAACGUAUGAUUGAUGAUGGAUUCAUUCCAAUAGGAAAAACCAUUUUCAAGAUGGUACAAUUACUUUCUAAAAAGAGUAAAAUUAAUAAUGUAUUGAAAUAUUGGAAUGAUUUUUAUAAUUAUGGAAUUAAACCUGAUAAAGAAGAUUUUAAUUUUAUAAUCGAAUACUGUUGUAAAUCGGGAAGAGAAUAUAUAGUAUCGGAAAUUUUUUCUCAAUGUAGAGAGAUGGGAUUUAAUCCUACAAGUGGAAAUCUUUUAAAGAUUAUGCAAUUUUAUUUUAAAAAGUCCAAAGUAAUGAAAGUAAUAGAAUUUUGGGACCUCUUUUAUGUUUUAAGAAUUCAUCCCAGAUUGGACGUCAUUAAUUUUAUGGUGGACUUUUGUUGUACGUUAAAAGAUAAGAAGCUUGUAUCACAAAUUCUUUCUCAGUGUUACGAUACGGGAUAUGAUGCUUAUUCACUUUAUAGAUUAAAGAAAUCUAACAAAGGGACCGAUGAGAUUAAUGCUUUGUUAAAUAAAUUAGAAAACACGAAUAAUGAUUCUAGUGAGAAAAAUUUAUAUGAGAAAAAUUUAGAAGUAAUUGAGCAUUGGAUAAAUUCUCGAGAGAAGAAAUCUAAUUUAUUUUCAAAUUUUAAUAAAAAUUUAAAUUUAUCCGAAAUUCAGACGUUAAGGAGAGUAUUAAAUAUAGAAGAGCGAGCUAUAAGAAAACGAGAAAAAUUAACUGAUUUCUUACAAAAAAAUAAAAGCUUAUUAGAUCCAGGUGCUCAAAAAAGUUUAAAAUCUUGGACUCCAUAUAAAAAAUACGUUAAAAAUACCAAUAAUUUGAAAGAUGAUGUUAAUUCAAAUAUUGAAGAAAAUGUAAAGAAUGUUGAUUCAACCAAUAUAUUAUCAGAAAAUGAUGAAUUAUUAGUUGAUUCAAUAAUUGAUGCAACUUUUAAUAGUGUGAUCGAACAAAAUGUAACGGAAUAA
Rhizophagus irregularis DAOM 181602=DAOM 197198 is the source of this 3147-nucleotide messenger RNA. RefSeq lists its product as uncharacterized. Gene Ontology annotation, molecular function: protein binding. NCBI's taxonomy places the organism in Eukaryota, Fungi, Glomeromycota, Glomeromycetes, Glomerales, Glomeraceae. The record is from RefSeq and is a predicted model, not a curated record.